AUGUUUUUACUUUUCCUUCUUUUUGUAGCCUUCAGAAGAGCACGUAAUCCCUACAUGGAUCCAGAGCACGAGGAAGCACACCGCGAAGUCAAAGAAGAAACUACCGAUUCUCAACCAGACGAUUGCGAAGAUGUAAAGGAACCACACAAAGGUAUUAUUAUCAAAUCUGUGUUUAAGCUAGGCGCAGGACUGAUAGUACCCCAAAUUUAG
Molecule: messenger RNA, 210 nt
Organism: Trichomonas vaginalis G3
Lineage: Eukaryota; Parabasalia; Trichomonadida; Trichomonadidae
Exons: 1
Coding region: 1-210 (69 amino acids)
Source: RefSeq, a predicted model, not a curated record